AUGGGCUCCAUCGCCGAGCCAACAGUUCCAGAGCCAGAGGCAGCGUUGAUGAAGAACAAAUACCUCUGUCUCACCAUCUGCGGCUACCGCAAGCCGGGCAUGAGCGAGCAAGACUAUCGCAAUCACAUGGUCAAUGUCUCGGCGCCCCUGACCAAGGGACUUAUGGUCAAAUAUGGAGUCAAGCGGUGGACGCAGAUCCACAACCAAAGCGCCACGCGUGCUCUGAUGAGCCAAUUGUUCGACCACCAAAUGGCGAAUGUGGCCGACUUUGACUGCUUCAGUCAGGUCGUCUUCGAGAGCAUUGAGGAUUACAAGCGCAUGAAGCAAGAUCCUUGGUACAAGGAGCAUUUGGUUGGUGAUCAUGAGAAAUUCGCCGACACGAAACGAAGCAUGAUGACGAUAGGUUGGGUUGAGGAGUUCGUCAGGGAUGGAGAAGUGGUUGAUGGGUUUGGGAAAUGA
This is a messenger RNA of Cladophialophora carrionii CBS 160.54, 459 nucleotides long. RefSeq lists its product as uncharacterized. Gene Ontology annotation, molecular function: oxidoreductase activity. Lineage: Eukaryota; Fungi; Ascomycota; Eurotiomycetes; Chaetothyriales; Herpotrichiellaceae. The coding region runs from base 1 to 459 and encodes 152 amino acids. The record is from RefSeq and is a predicted model, not a curated record. The transcript has 3 exons.